GAAAUUUUCCAGCAUCUUUGUCCUCGACUCUGUCGCUGGGGCGAAGAUGAAGAUCCAGCACAAGUCAAGGAGAGCGGUGCCUCCGCAUCCGCAAGUCGCUGAACUCAUCAACAAGAUCCAUGAUACACCAGACGAAGAUCUUCCGGAGGUCCUUGGAGAAAUCGACAGCUGGAAGUGGCCGCGCUCCGACCUCAAUGCGUGGGUCAAAGUACUCAACAAGUUCGACGGUGUCCUAGAAGAAGUCAUCAAAGAUUAUGAGAUCGACAAGGUACAGAUCAACAUGUUUACUCCCAGGACGAAGAAGACAACUUCCGAGAUCUUGAGAUUUGAGAGAUUACUGCUGGAGAACUCGACGAACAGGAAGAUAUUCAGUUCAUAUGAUCGAUUGAACAGUCUUCUCUCGACCGCGGACCUCGACAUUUUGAUUCUGACUCUGAAUCUACUCCUCCGCCCCGCGCAGCAAUACUCUGCUCAGCCAUCUGUGGCGCAAGCACUGCACAUAUCCACUCCCCGCCUUCAAUCCCUGGCUAAGCGUUGGCCGAAUCUGAGAGAAUACGAUGUUGGUCUCGUAGACCUCGUUAGCCCGAAUGGUAAAGCGCGAGUGGAAGAACUGCCGUCGGAGGCCCGCGAGGUGAACUUCACUUUCUACAGGAAAGACCCUUCCGAGAAAGCGAAAGAGAAGGAGAAGGAUGUCUUCCCUGCCCUACAGACACCUCGGAAAGCUCACGUAGCUCCGACGAGCACUGCGAACUCAGGUGCCGUUCAUGUACAUCUCGACAACGAAACGCUGGAUGCCAAGCCUGCCAUGGAGAUCCUAGCUGAUGCAACAGAGACCUAUGCUAUGCCAGACGAUGACAAGUUCGAACUCCUGUGCCGAAUCCGAUCAGCCCAGGUGCUCGCUGCUGGCCAGGAGGCCGAUCGCGAGAAGCUAGUGAUCGCACGGUUGCUGGCUAUUGCCAUCUUCUGCCACACCCACUCUGAAUCCCAAGCUAGCGCGGCCCUCUUCCUGUAUGAGCUCGAUAUUAUUACCCACAUCGCCGAACUACUCCAACUGGAUAGAGGGGUUCCAGUGCCUGUGCAGAUGGCCGCUAUAUCAGCGCUGGAUUCUAUUGCGCGCUAUCGAAACAAGAUCCAAGAGGUACUCGCUGCUGUGAACGCGGGGGUCAAUCACGGGAUCCUGAUGGCUUUGCUGCGUAAGACGGUGAAUGAUGUUGCGAAUCCGGACUCGACACUUCCUCAUGCGUUUGUUGACGCACUGUUGUCAUUCGUCACUUUCAUUGCAUCUCAUGCGGCUGGUGGCAAUAUGGUUGUCGGGGCUGGUUUAAUUCCGCUGCUGAUCCAGAUUAUUGAGAAUAAGCUACCCCAGCGCCUCCCUGUCGUCUCGAAGACCAUGCAACUCGUCGACAACGUCCUGUAUGGGUUCAGCAACGCCUUCCAAUUAUUCUGUAAUAAUCGUGGUGUCGAGGUUCUCGUCGACAGGAUUGAACAUGAAAUAGAUUACGAUAUGGCAGAGUAUGGCCAUCGCGAAACGUCGCGAGAAAUCACGAAGUCUUACGGGCAAUUACCGGUGGCUCGGGGAGCUGUCUUGAAGCAUCUACUUCGCUCCCUGCACCGUAUGAUGCAGUCAUCAGGUACUGCCGAGGGUCUGCGGGGUCUCAUAGAUUCCUCUAUCCUGAAAUCUAUCAAGAAAGUUAUCGAGAAUCGGAUCCUGUUUGGUCCCAGUGUCUUGCCCAUUGCGAUCAACAUUAUGUCCACGUUCGUGCACAAUGAGCCGACUUCUCUGGCUGUCAUCCAGGAAGCUGGGCUGCCGGAAACUUUCUAUAAGACCAUAGAAGCUGGAAUAGAACCCGUGAUUGAGGUUAUUCAAGCUAUCCCUAAUGCUAUCGGAGCACUAUGCUUGAAUCAAGCUGGGCAAGAUCAGCUCUCCGCCAGACCGACGAUCAUCCCUGGUCUGUUCUCGGUCUUCACAUCUGAACGACAUUUGAAGGUCUUGCAGGACAAGGAAAAUUCCGUUCUCAUAGGCUCUGCAAUAGAUGAGCUCAUUCGUCAUCAUCCUUCAUUAAAGCCGCCUGUAUUUGAAGCUAUCAAGUCUACGUUAGGCAAAAUUGAGGACCUCGGCAAUGCUUAUGUCGUGCCCGAAGACUUGCGGCCUUGGUACGGACUGUCGUCUGUCUCGAUUGAUCUCUCGCCUAUGGAAGGCAUUGAAGCGGAAGGGGCCGUACAUUCCGCAGUGCAGUCGGAUGCGCAAUCCGCGCCGCUACCAGGCUCCACAAAUAACCCCGAAGAUGGAAGUCUUAAGUCACACGACAACAUUAUCGUGCAUUACAUCGACGUAGUGGGCAGGUUUCUGGAGGGUCUGUUUCAACAUACACCACACUGUCGCGAUUUUAUUACUCAAACUGAUGGCAUGGAACGGCUGCUUCGUCUCACCGCAUUGCCGUGUCUGCCUUAUGACUUCGCAAACAGUGUUUCAUCUGAUUCUUUAGUUCAGGUAAUACGCACGAUGGGGGAGACCGCUCCCAACGAAGCUCUAGUGUAUCUGGCCAAACAAGUGAAGGAAUCACUUGCGGAUACCAAGGGGUUCUGGGAGUCAUUGGAGGAGGACUCAAAGCUACUGCCAUUAGUGGAUAUAACCUCUGAGGAAGAGCCGGAGGCAAAUCGGCGGUUCCGAAACCUCGUCACUCUUCACACACGGAUCACUUUAUUGUCGGAAGUCUAUGCGACAGCGAGCUACGCCCAUAGUCGUGCCACGGCCGGCUUCUUGCAGAUUCUCAUGGGUAGAGGGGCUCCAGAGAUUGUGCCUGACCUGGGGGCACUACAUAGAGCUUGCGUAUGGGAGAACAUCAUUUUCAAGACCGGCCUUGCGUCGAAAGGCGUUGACAUUGCGUCGAGCCCCUCAGCUCCGCCCUCGGACACGGGUUCUCCAGGCCCGUCCGGGCCUGCCGAUCUCAUGGACGAUGGUGGAUUGCCGUCCACGGCAAACGGAGUGCAGCCUCAGGAUGGUGCUCGGGUCGAGUCUGAUGGUUCACCUGCUCGCCCUGCCAAGGAAGGGCUCCACAAAGACAGUCCCAGAAAUCACAAUGCUAAGGCCUUGCACCAUCUGGUAAAGCAGAUCCCAAGCUCAUUGUCCCCUCUUUUCCAAGCCGUCGUCAAGAUGUUCUACACAAGGCGAAAUCCUGACCCAGUGCAGAGAAAGCACAUUUCGGAUGCUGCGUCUAUCGUGGCAAACGUCAUGCUCAAGCAUCUCGGGCUUAAGCCGUCGGGGAACAAACUAGCCUCCUUCGCAUACUACACUGUGAUGCUUGGUCUCGUCACUAUUUUGCUAGUGGAUGACCGCACUGCCCAAAGCUCUCUCCAUACAUUACUGUUGGUAGCAUUUUACCGCGCUGGGGGUCUAGAAGCGAUCUUCCGAAUAUGCCGCGACUUUAUGGAUGCUAUCAAGGAGGCGGACGACGUAAAAGCUAGUCAAGGUAGCGACCCCGUCAAGCGAGAGACUCUGCCCGCGUACGGUGGCCUCAAAGUAGCGUUGCACCUGCUUCUCCCGCUAGUGUCCUCGAAGCCGUUAUUCGAUUCAGGCCAGACAGCCUUUGCAACGACUCGCGAUAAAGAAGACACGGAUCCAGAUUACUUCGAGCCGCACAAUUUUUUGGUCAGAGUCCGUCUAGCUGCGUUACCUCUGAUGCGCGAGCUAUGGGAAGCACCUUGGCUAGUAUCAGCUCCCUUAAGCCUGAGCAAGUCCGUGAUACAGAUUAUCCUACAAAUUGUGAGUGGCGAACAUGAAGAGCUUGUUGACCCAGGAGACUUGGCAGGCGCAGUGCCGUCGGGUAUCGUCGGGCGGACCCUAGCGGUGGACGAGAAUCGCAUUCGCCAGAUAAUGGACAUGGGUUUCCCGCGGUCUGCGGCAGAGCGGGCCUUGAUGCGCACGCACAAUAACGUCAAUGCUGCGACGGAAAUGUUACUUGCCCAUCCUUUCCCUUUCCCUCCCGACGCGGAGCCUAACGAAGCGUCAGGUCCUCCAGCUCAGGAGGACGUACCGAUGGAAAUCGGGGAGGCGUCAUCAGGAGAGAGCGCGUCUGCUCCAUCUCCUGUACAUGAGCAUACGUCGGACACAACGGAGACAGGCCCUGUGACCAGUGCUCCCCGGAAGACCACGCAAGAUUGGCGCAGGGAACUUGAUGAGGCCAGGGCUCCAUUGAAAGCUCAAAUGGGACGGCAAGCUUUGCGGCUCGUUGAUGAGCACCCGUCCCUGACGUUUGAAGUUCGUAACGCCUUCAUCGGCACAGCUGAUGGGUACCAGGUCGAGUCUAUACGUCAAAUCAUCGAGGACAUCAAGCGGUUCUCGCCGCAGGCGUAUGAUAUGCAAGAACAGCCACUUUCAGUCAGAUGUCGGCUCCUAGCUCUUGUGUUGAAUGAGUCUCCGGCUACAGUCGUAAAGGCGAUGGAUGACGGCAGGACGCUCAUGGACAUCUUGUUGGCUUUGCUUCUGUCGAAUCAGCCCACGGCUCCCGAAAAUAAUCCACCUAUCCCGAAAUGGCUGGCGUCACACUUGUUGGUGGUGGAAGCGCUGUUGGUCCUAGCUCAAGAGCCUACUACAAUCACGCUACCAAAGGAAGGCGAACAGAUUGACAAGGGGAACCUUAGAAUAGGCCCCGACUAUGCCGAGGCACGGUCAACCCUCUUCAAUUUCUGCAUGCGUCUCCUCGCGCUUCCCAAUUUGCCGCGCGACGAACUCCUAUCCGCCCUGCGGCUACUCGUGCUGCUUACCUGUGACCACCAAAUGGCGGUUCAAUUCGCGAAGCAAGGCGGAGUCUCCCUUGUCUUCCAGCACUUCAGAUCACACUCCUCCGGUGAUCAUACAUCCGGUAUGAAGUCCCACAUCACCCUCCUCCUACGCCAUAUUGUCGAAGACUCCACAGUCCUCCAUAAUAUCAUGCGCCAGGAGAUCAAGCGCUUCUUAUCUCACCCGCGGACACGUAUUGUUGACGUUGGCAGCUAUCUAAAGCAGUGCAGCUCUCUAGCUCUCCGUGACCCUGCAGUAUUUAUCAAGGUCACUGCCUCCAUCUGUCAGCUCUCUCAACCUUAUUCUCCCGUUCGCCAUAUCAGUCUCAAGCCCGCUUCAGAAGAAAAAGGCGUCGCGGAUCGUGAUUCGCAGGCUGAGACUGCUUCAGUGACCAUGGAUCUGGAUCCUGUGCCGAGGGAAGGAGACAAGGACGCUGUAAAUGGACUGGUGGAUCCCAUGGUUCAUUUCCUAAUCACGGAAUUACACCAGGCUGUAAAGCCGUCCAGCGACCAGCGAGGGGACGCUUCGAACGCGCAAGCGUCUACUAGUGAUACAUCCCAGGAUCCCACCGCGUCUCCGGCAGCAGCAGACAUCACGAAAGACCCUGCGGAAUUGAGCCAGCCAGACUCAGGCUAUCCUGCUUUCCUGAUACAGUGCUUGACCGAAUUGCUCUUCUCUUAUGAUACUUGUAAAUCUGCUUUCCUAUCAUAUUCCUUCAAGCGACGCGGGCAGACGCCAAACAAGGAGCACAGCAACAAGCACAAAGCCGCCGCACUGCAUUUCGUGCUGUCCGACCUGAUAUCAUUCGGGACGAUACAACCUCAACCUGAUGCCGACUCGCGGAGACGAAUUAUGCUGUGCAAUUGGGCCAUGUCCAUAAUCGUCGCUCUCUGUGUUGAUACCUUCUCUGGGCAAGACGUUAGAGACAUACCCGCAGAUGUCGUUGCAGCUCGCAAGAUUGUGAUUGAGGCGAUUGGGCGAGCUAUCCGAGAUCUUCCUAGUUCAGAGCCGGUAGACUCCCGGUACGGUCGCCUUUUGGCCCUGGCCGACCUCUGCAACCGUUUGCUCACCGUGAGAUUCAACCUCGGCACUCGUAAGGCGCAAGAUGAGAGCCCUACUCAUAUUGGCAAAAUCAUGUUGGAGAAGAAUUUUGUAGCGACGUUGACCAACGCUCUAGGCGAAGUGGACCUGAAUUAUCCCAACGUCCGCGGCGUCGUGACCGCUUUGCUGCGUCCUCUGGAACAUUUGACCAAGAUUGCUAUCAGGAUGAGUCGAGCCUCGGACAAGAAUAAAGAAGCACUUGAGGAAAAGACCGAGAGUGUGGAUGAUGGAGUCCUUUCCGAGGAGGAUGAAGAUAUGGAUCGACUGGAUAGAGAGGAAACCCCGGAUUUGUACAGGAAUUCUUCUCUUGGCAUGUAUGGCGGGGAAAUGGAGGACGUCCAUUAUUCCGCAGAAGAGGACAUGGACGAAGACGAAGAAGAUGAGGAUGAAGACGUGGAGAUGGACUUUGGCAAUGACGAGACUGGGAGCGAAGAUACUUCUGAGGAUGAGGAAGAGGUGGAUAACGAGGAGCUGGAAAAUGAGAGUGAGGCUUCUGAGGAUGGCUGGGAAGAUGAAGAGGAGGAAGUAGAAGAGGAAGAAGGACUUGUUGAAAAUGAUGAAGCUGUAGACGAUGAUGAUGGUGAAGAGGAUGAUGGCGAGGAGGCAGGUGAGGGACAGAUCAUUUGGCAGGAUGUGCCAGUCGGGGAGGACGUCGCUGACGCGGGUGAAGACGUCGAUGAGGAGGAUGUCCGAGGAAAUGUCCAUUUCAUACAUGAAGAACUGGACGAAGAAGAGGACGCUGUCUCCAUGGGCGAUAAUUAUGACGAGAUAGGUAUUCUUGAGGCGGAUGAGAUGAACCAGCCCAGCGGGGACGACGUGUUCGGCUUCGACCCUGCCAUCGCUAACCUGAUUGCGUCUCCAGGGUGGUUUUUUGGAGCUGAUCGUUCAGGACGUCGUCGCGGUGUAGCCAAUGACGAUAUGAACAUUUUCGGGCGAGUAGGCAAUGUCGGCUCGUCUGUUCCGGAACCCACCACUCAUCCUCUACUGCUCGACAAUUCUACGUCUGGUAACAGGGUGCCCACUCAAGGGAGAGGCAACCGUCGGGGCCACCGGGGAUUGGGCAACGCAUAUGGUGACUUCAUCCAAACUAUUGAAGACGUCAUCGGAGGAGGAGCUAUCCAGUUGAUCCAGCAUGUUUUGGCACCUGGCCGCGGAGCUGGUCCGCAAGAAAUUCGUCUCAACGGUGCCGUUCUCAAUGUGGAAAGGGGCACAUUACAGCGGCAUCCCCGUGGAACGCUCUCCGCCUCGUUGAGGCUUGAAAGAAAUCCGCGGGACAAUCGAUCAAGGACUAGAGAGUUCGAACCCUUUCUGACGUUGCAGCGCUGGGCAGAGCAGGCGAGAAUCUUCCACGGCAAGUUUGUGUCGGAUCGUCUCAACAAGUUAUCCAACCACGUCGUUAUCGCGCUUCUUCCCGCUGCCAUCGAGAACAAAGCGAAGGAGGAGCGAGAACUUGCCCGGCAACGUGAAGAGGCGCAGGCUAAAGCAGAUGAAGCUGCGAAAGAGCGGGAGCGUGCAGCUCAGGCAUCCCAAACACAGAUACAAGGGGCAUCUGACUCUGCUGAUCAAGUUGCGCCGUCGCAGGCAAACUCCCUGAGCAAUGACGAGGCCGGACCUCCGACACAACCUGCAGCCGAUGUUGAUGCUGAAAUGAUGGACGUACCGGAUGCGCCUAGCGAUGCUGCUGCGUCGAAUGGAGAAGCAGAGGAAGAACCACCGAACGAAGGCGAGUCUGCACCCCAAGCAUCAGCCUCUGGAGCCGAAUCGUCCACGAAUGCCGAGCGCGUGACGGUGAUGAUCCAUGGCAGUCCAGUCGAUAUAACAGACACUGGAAUUGAUCCUACCUUCCUCGAGGCUCUUCCGGACGACAUGCGAGAGGAAGUCCUAAAUCAGCACGUCCGUGAACAGCGGACUUCAAGAGUGGAACGACCCUCUGAUUCACAGAUCAGUCCCGAGUUCUUGGACGCCUUGCCCCCAGAUAUACGGGCAGAGAUCAUUCAACAGGAGAAUUUGGAGAGGAACCGGCAAGCACAGGAAGCGGGACGCCCACCAACCGGGCCCUCGGAAAUGGACGCGGCUAGUAUCAUCGCUAGUCUGGAUCCUCACCUUCGACAAGCAGUACUUCUGGAUCAGGAGGAUGGGUUCAUACAGUCUUUGCCGUCGCAUAUGAUCGCCGAAGCCGGCGUAUUCAGAGAGGCUCUGCCUCGUCGACCCCCCGCGCACAACCUCCCUCGAGCUGCUAACCGAUUCGUGCCUGCCCGGAAGCCUCCCACGCCCCGUGACGCAAUCCAGUUGCUAGACAAGGCAGGGAUUGUGAUCCUGGCUCGAUUACUGUUCUUCCCUCACGUCCUCAAGAAAAAUCUUCUGUUCCAAGUACUCGUGAAUCUCUGUGAAAAUGCGAAAACCCGUACGGAGUUGUUUAACCUGCUGUUGAACAUUCUCCAAGAUGGAUCAGGCGAUUUGUCCGCCGUAGAUAAGAGUUUCUCUCAGAUGUCUUUCCGCAACGUGAAGUCGCCAUCUCAGCAGACUCCAAGAAGCUCCGGAAAGCAGAAGGCUACCUCUGAUUACUUUAGCUCACUCCUGCCCCAGCACGAGGCCGUUCCGGACGUCAUUGCUCAACGGUGUCUUGAUGCCCUGACCUUCAUUGUAAACUCAAGUGAUCACUUCCCCCUGUUCUUCUUGACAGAGCAUGAGCUGCCGGUUGGUCUUCGAAGAACGGGAUCCAAGAAAGGGAAGGGGAAAGAAAAACAGGGCGCUCAGACAUACUAUCCUAUAGUCUUACUGCUAGGGCUUCUGGAUCGUCAAUCCCUCCUCAAGGCCCCCACCAUUAUGGAGUCUGUGGUCAGUUUACUCGCUACGAUAACUCGACCUCUUUCCAGCCUGCCCAACGUCGAGAAACGAACUGUAGACUCUAUCGAGGGAUCGACUACUCAGGGGCAACAAGCAAACGUUGCGGAAAAUACUGCUGCAGAAAGCCGCAAUUCAGAUGUCCCAGCAGAGACACCAUCGAAUGCCGCCGCUCUCAAUGAACAGCAGGCAGUCGGUCCUCAAGGCAGCUCAGAUCCUACACCUGAGGAGAAGAUGCUCUUGGCAAAUCCUCCCCAAAUACCUCACGCUGUUCUCCGAUUUGUCGUCAACAUACUAACUGCCGGGGAAUGCUCUGGUCGUACUUUCCAGCAAAGUCUAGCACUAAUUCAGCAUCUCUCAGCUAUUCCCGAUGCACGGGAAGUGAUCGCUCAAGAGCUCAAGUCCAGAGCACAGGAACUGGGUCAAUCUCUAUAUGCGGACCUUGAUGCCCUUGCAGAAGUCCUUACACGCGCGGAAGGGGACGUGCUGGGCAGCCCAGUUGCUUCGAAAUUUGCAUCGGCUUCGUCAGAUCAAGCCAAGUUGCUCCGAGUGCUGAAGACUAUCGAUUACAUGUACUCCCCACGUACCGGGACGGCCAAUGAAGCGGACCAGGAGAAGGUACAAAGUAUAUACGAGUCCUUCCGGUUCACGCCGCUCUGGCGACGUCUCGGCGAUUGCCUGUCCGUCAUUGAAGAACGACCGGAACUUGAACAUAUAGCUACCGUCCUGCUGCCGCUCAUCGAGUCGUUGAUGGUUGUUUGCAAGUAUGUGGGGCCCAAAACUGCUAAUGCAGGGACUGCGAGACUAUUGCGCGGUGCAUCGUCUCCACGUUCUCCGGUCACUGCCCGCGAGUCCAUGGAAGACCUGUUCAUCUCCUUCACAGAUGCUCAUCGGAAAGUCUUGAACCUUAUGGUUCGCAAUAAUCCAUCCUUGAUGAGCGGCUCGUUCUCCCUCCUUGUCAACAAUCCUCGCGUUCUCGAUUUUGAUAACAAGCGCAACUAUUUCAACCAACAACUCCACCGCCGACCUCACUCCCGGGAUGCCCAUACCACUCUACAAUUGAAUGUUCGCCGGUCACGCGUUUUCGAAGACAGUGUCCAGCAUUUGCAACGCAAAACCGGAGAUCAGAUCAAGUACGGCAAACUCAGUGUGCGGUUCUAUGAUGAAGAGGGUGUGGAUGCGGGAGGCGUCACUCGAGAGUGGUUCCAGAUCUUGGCACGACAGAUGUUUGAUCCAAACAAUGCCUUAUUCCAGCCUUGUGCCGCCGACAAGCUGACAUACCAGCCGAACAGCAGGUCCUGGAUCAACCCCGAACACCUGAUCUUCUUCAAGUUCGUGGGUCGUGUUAUCGGGAAAGCGAUCUACGACGGCCGAUUACUGGACGCCUACUUUGCACGAAGCUUGUACAGGCAAAUAUUGGGCAAGCCCGUCGACUACAGAGACGUAGAAUGGGUCGACCCCGAAUACUAUAACUCACUCUGCUGGAUCUUAGAGAAUGAUCCUAGCCCUCUCGAUCUAACAUUCAGCGUCGAGGCAGAUGAAUUCGGUACGACCAAAGUCAUUCCCUUGAAAGAAGGCGGUACCUCCAUUCCAGUAACCCAGGAGAAUAAGAAGGAAUUCGUACAGCUGUCCGCGCAGUAUAGAUUGUACCUGUCUACGAAGGAUCAGAUCGAAGCUCUUCUUGCUGGCUUCUACGAAAUCAUCCCGAAGGAUCUCAUAGCAAUCUUCAAUGAGCAAGAACUGGAGCUCCUCAUCUCCGGGACUCCUGACAUCGACGUCGAUGAGUGGCGGGCAGCAACCGAGUAUCACGGCUACUCUAGCUCUGAUCCUGUCAUCGUCUGGUGGUGGCGAGCGCUCAAGUCAUUCAAUCGUGAUGAACGAGCCAAAGUUCUGAGUUUCGCCACUGGAACCGCUCGUGUGCCUCUCGGCGGCUUCACAGAAUUGCAAGGCGUUCAAGGGACGCAGAGAUUCUCAAUACACAAAGCAUACGGGGAUCCGGACCGUCUGCCGCAGGCUCAUACCUGCUUCAAUCAAAUUGACUUGCCUCAAUACACUUCAUAUGAGAUGCUUCGGCAACAAUUAUUACUAGCCAUUAAUGAGGGUGGGGAAGGCUUCGGUUUCGCAUGAGUAGGGAGGCGUGUGUGCUGUCGGCAGUUAUCGAAUCUUGUAGAAUUACAUCGCAUCUUUGUACAUACUCGCAUCAUCUAUCCUGUAGCUCUGACACCCCGAUAUAAGCUUGGAGUUUCCCCCUCAAGGAUGGCA
Molecule: messenger RNA, 10987 nt
Organism: Gloeophyllum trabeum ATCC 11539
Lineage: Eukaryota; Fungi; Basidiomycota; Agaricomycetes; Gloeophyllales; Gloeophyllaceae
Exons: 23
Coding region: 47-10852 (3601 amino acids)
Biological process (GO): positive regulation of protein catabolic process; proteasome-mediated ubiquitin-dependent protein catabolic process; protein polyubiquitination
Molecular function (GO): ubiquitin-protein transferase activity; protein binding
Source: RefSeq, a predicted model, not a curated record